AUGGCGACCUGCAGGGACCGGCUUGGAGCCGUGGAGGCAGAGGAGAGCCCGAGUUGCCAGGGGUACUCGGGAGUCGAGGUGGUGCUUUCUUCUGAUUCCGCCACCCCCGCCCCGCUGUGCCCUCACGGACCUACUCUUCUGUUUGUAAAGGUGAACCAAGGGAAAGAAGAAACACGGAGGUUUUAUGCCUGCUCAGCUUGUAGAGAUAGAAAAGAUUGUAAUUUUUUUCAAUGGGAAGAUGAAAAGUUGUCAGGAGCCAGACUUGCUGCCCGGGAAGCCCAUAACCGAAGCUGUCAGCCUCCUUUAUCCCGAUCUCAGUGUGUGGAAAGGUACUUGAAGUUUAUUGAGUUGCCCUUGUCUGAGAGAAAGUUUUGUCAGAGCUGUCAGCAGUUGCUCUUGCCGGAUGAUGAGGAGAAGCAUCGUGAACAUCAGGUAGUGGGUGAUGUUUCUGUCACCCAGUUAAAAAGGCCCAGUAAACUCCUUUAUCCACUAGAAAACAAGAAGACAAAUGCCCAGUAUUUGUUUGCUGACCGGAGCUGUCUGUUCUUGGUAGACCUGCUCUCGAACCUUGGAUUCAGAAGAGUACUGUGUGUUGGGACCCCAAGGUUACAUGAGCUGAUCAGAUUGAAAGAAUCAGGUGACAAGAAGUCUAACAUUAGAAGUCUUUUAUUGGAUAUUGAUUUUCGGUAUUCGCAGUUUUAUAUGGAAGAUAGUUUUUGCCAUUAUAAUAUGUUUAACCAUCACUUCUUUGAUGGAAAGGCUGCCCUUGAAGUGUGCAAGACAUUUUUACAGGAAGAUAAAGGUGAAGGAGUGAUCAUGGUGACAGAUCCUCCAUUUGGUGGCUUGGUUGAACCUCUGGCUGUUACAUUCAAGAAGUUAAUUGCUAUGUGGAAAGAAGGUCACAGCCAAGAUAACAGUCAGAAAGAACUACCCAUAUUCUGGAUUUUCCCCUAUUUUUUUGAAUCCCGAAUUUGUCAGUUUUUCCCAAGCUUCUGCAUGCUGGAUUACCAGGUAGAUUAUGAUAAUCAUGCACUUUAUAAACAUGGAAAGACAGGACGGAAACAGUCUCCUGUGCGUAUUUUCACAAAUAUCCCACCUAACAGAAUAAUCCUUCCUAUUGAAGAAGGGUACAGAUUUUGCCCCCUGUGUCAACGAUAUGUUUCUCUAGAGAAUCAACACUGUGAACACUGUAAUUCUUGCACAUCCAAGGAUGGCAGGAAAUGGAACCAUUGCUUUCUCUGCAAAAAGUGUGUAAAGCCUUCCUGGAUCCACUGUAGCAUUUGCAAUCACUGUGCUCUUCCAGAUCAUUCUUGCAAGGGCCCGAAAGACGGCUGCUUUAUUUGUGGUGAAUUAGACCAUAAACGGAGUACUUGUCCUAACAUUUCUACAUCUAAGAAAGUUAACAAGGCUGUCAGAAAGCAGAAGCAAAGAAAAAGCAAUAAGAUGAAAAUGGAGACCACUAAAGGACAAUCCAUGAAUCAUACAUCUGUUACAAGGAAGAAGAAAAGAAGAGAAAGAACCCAUCAAUAUCCUUGCUCUAAAAUGUCCAGUGACUUGAGAAUAGGAAAGAUUUAUAGUCAGACCUUUGAUGCCAUUUUCUGA
Rangifer tarandus platyrhynchus (Svalbard reindeer) is the source of this 1602-nucleotide messenger RNA. Lineage: Eukaryota; Metazoa; Chordata; Mammalia; Artiodactyla; Cervidae. The record is from the annotation of a GenBank genome assembly.